AUGGCGUAUACUCAAAACGGCUACUGCGACUUCCUCUCUUCCUCGCUCGACAGCCUCUCCCGGCCUCUGAUGGCGUCGAGUAGGAAACUUGCGGUUUACCUCUCGUCCCUUGCUCUAUUUGUUCUUUGUACGCUCACUGGAUUCUUCUACUACGCAAGUCUACAACACAAGCUUCCAUUGAAGGCCGCCUACACUGUCAAGGGAUCAGGCGUCGGCGAAGUAGGAGCGUUGAAAUCACCAACUCCUGCCAAUUCAACACUUGGGGUAGGUUGUAGCUUGUACAUCUACCAUUUUGCUAGUACUAAAAAGACCUUUCAGUUCGGCACCAUAGCUGUUGUCUCUCAAAAGGACCCCGCCAGUCUAAAGGACCUCUUCUUCGCAGCCAACAUCAGCCAUAUCAACCUGUCCACUCCGUCACAACCGCCACGAGGCGAUUCAGAAGUGGAAACUGUGCGACUGACAUUGGGCUUCAACUCGUCCCGCGCCGACGCACUGUACCAUCUAGGACACAUCAACGCUCUGGAAUGGUUCCUCGACUCUGGCGUGGAAACUGCGCUGAUCAUCGAAGACUCCGCCGACUGGGAUGUCGAGCUGCGCAGCUCUCAAAUCCCUGCUGCAGCGGCUGCCGUUCGUGAGCUUUCAGCACGAUACACCGGCUUUGCGAGUCAGAUCGAGGACCUGCCGGACUUGAGCAGCUAUUGGUGCAUACCGGAUGGAUCAUGGCAUAUCUUGUCUCUCGGCAAGUGUGGCUCGGUCUCUGCAGGAAUGCCUGAAAUCCUGGUGCCAGAUCCUACAGUGCCGAAGAUGGCAGAUCUUCAACCCGAUACGAGAGCACUUCUUCGACAACAUAGUAUACCGGAGCGACACCGCAUCAUCCACAGAGUCACCUCUCCGCACUGCUCACUAGGCUACGCGGUGACUCGGUCCGCUGCAGAACGCUUGCUCGACGAUCUAAAACCGCGAGGUGAGCACCGCGACAGCCGAAAUGCAGCUCCCACUGGCGAACUCUGCAAUGGGAGGAAUUUGAAAUGUUUGAAAAUCGCGCCAGGUCUAUUCUCUGAGCUCGAAGGAGAUGCGCAGUCUACCGAAACUGAGCAAGUCGGCACGGAAGUCCAGUCUAGCAGGAAGACGAAGAAUAUCGAAUGCAGCGCUCGGAAAAGCAUUACAUCCAUCCACCCAGGAUCCGGGGAUCAAGGGAGUCCCUGCAAGAAGUCGCCAGUCGCCAAGGGGAAUUCAUUUGGGAAAUUCCUGCUUCAAAUGAGCGGGCAGCGCAUAACGUGA
Lecanosticta acicola is the source of this 1281-nucleotide messenger RNA. The record is from the annotation of a GenBank genome assembly. Lineage: Eukaryota; Fungi; Ascomycota; Dothideomycetes; Mycosphaerellales; Mycosphaerellaceae.